AUGCGGAUAAGCUCAUUGAUGCAAAAAUUAAAGAAAAUUCAAGGAAAUAAAAGCUCUAAAGAGAAUAAUAGAUUGGAAACAAGUCUACAAAAUGAGCUAAAUGAAUGGCUUUAUAGAAGUGAGGUGCUUUGGAGGCAAAAAUCUAGAGAAUUGUGGUUGAAAGAAAGGGAUAAGAACUCCAGGUUCUUCCACUUAUCAACAAUUAUUUGCAGAAGAAGAAACACUAUAGAGGCAGUUAAUAAUAAUGCUGGGGAUUGGGUCGCAGAGCCUAAGGAAAUAAGGAAUGUUUUUCUAGAAAAUUUUAAGAUAUUAUUCAGUGAAGAAGAGGUUGAAACUCCUCAGCAACUAGAUGAUCUUGUCAACCCUUGCAUCUUGGAUGUGGAGAACCAAUUGUUAUGUAGCAUACCCUCUCCAAAAGACAUCAUGAAUACCUUGUUUCAAAUGAGUGACCUCAAAGCUCUUGGACCUGAUGAUUUUCCUGUGCUAUUUUACAAAGAAUAUUGA
This is a messenger RNA of Quercus lobata, 504 nucleotides long. RefSeq lists its product as uncharacterized. The record is from RefSeq and is a predicted model, not a curated record. Bases 1 to 504 code for a protein of 167 amino acids. Lineage: Eukaryota; Viridiplantae; Streptophyta; Magnoliopsida; Fagales; Fagaceae. The transcript has a single exon.